This is a messenger RNA of Diorhabda sublineata, 627 nucleotides long. RefSeq lists its product as uncharacterized. The record is from RefSeq and is a predicted model, not a curated record. Lineage: Eukaryota; Metazoa; Arthropoda; Insecta; Coleoptera; Chrysomelidae. Bases 4 to 627 code for a protein of 207 amino acids. The transcript is spliced from 2 exons.
AAUAUGGAGGGUGUAGAUAAGGUUAAGUCGGUGAAACUUAAAAAUUUAAAAGUAGUAAUUUUCAGAAGCAAAUUUUUUCCACAACAAUAUGCACCAAAGAAAAAAAAGGUCUUGAAUAAAAUUAUUGGUAGAGAGAAAAAAAGGUUAAAUAUUAGGAACAAUUUAAUGAAUUCAGAAGAUAAAGAAAAAAUAGUUGAAAAUGUUAGACAUACAUCAAAAAAGAGAAGCACAUUCCAAGAACAAGUUCCAUUUAUCAUUUUAGAAAGGCAUAAAUUGAAUAACAUGUUUUCAAAACUAAAACAAAAAGAGAAACAGGGUAACAAACAAAAACAAUUAUUAACUUGCUUGAAGAGCAUACAAUAUCCAAAAUCCAAUAUAUGGUCCAUUCCAAUCAAUAUAAUAAAUGCAAUUAAAGAUUCUCUCUUGACCAGAAACUGGAGUAAUAUAACUUAUUUAUUAUUACAACUGAUAAAUUGUCCAGAUAAUAAAUAUAGACCAAUAAUUAAAAAGGUGUAUCAAAUAAUGGAUAAACUGAAUCCACUAUUAGUUGAAAAUGAUUUACAAGGUGAAUAUAAAAAAAUAUUAGCAGCAAGAAUACAAAUUUUAGACAGUACCACAGUAGUAUAA